UAAGACUCUCAGCACUGGGUCAGUAAGUGGUGUAGCUUUUCUCUAAUUGAUCUUCACCCAAUCAACAAUAACUCGUUAGCAAGCGCUUGCUUUUCUUGUUCCUUAAGACCUCGUAUUCCGCUGUAGCAAAUCAGCCCCUGGACAGGACCGUCAUACUUGCUGAAGCGCUUCAUGGAGAACGCUUCAGAAGAACCGUCGCUUACUUAAAGGGAAUACAAUUACUGUGUUUUUAAUGCUUCAGCCCACGUUGAAGCAUGAUUUCUUUUGGAAAGUAGUAGAAGACAGUUCUGAAGACUCGAUUUUAUAGCACAUAAAGGCCGAAAAAACUGUGUCCGAGUAGUUUGUGGAAGAAAAAUAACAAUCGUUAAGAAAAGCUUGUGUGGGUUUGUUUUUUUCUUUUCUUUCUGGGAUACUGCGAUGACCUCUACUAAAGAAAUGAAGGCAGGCUCGGUUUUGCAAUCUAGCAGGGAAGACAGGAGAAUGGGUCUCUUAGAUCAGCUGCCACCCCCGGCCAAUUCCAACAAGCCACUGACCCCCUUCAGCAUUGAGGAUAUUCUUAACAAACCCUCAAUCAAGAAAUCCACGGUCAGCCGCUGUCCGCCGACGGUUCAGGAAAAAGUGACCGUCUCUGGGACGCCCAGGAACGGCGUGACCACUCCUUCCUCGCCGCUCUGUGCCCUGGAGGAACUAGCCAGCAAAACGUUCAAAGGUCUGGAGGUCAACGUAAUACAAGCAGCAGAAGGUCGCGAGCAUAUGAACGCAUUUGGACAGAGGCAGGCCACAAAAAAGAGAAGAAAGUCUCGCACAGCCUUCACGAACCACCAGAUUUACGAGCUGGAGAAAAGGUUUUUGUACCAGAAAUACCUGUCGCCCGCAGAUAGAGACCAGAUCGCUCAGCAGCUGGGUCUUACCAAUGCCCAGGUUAUCACCUGGUUUCAGAACAGGCGAGCCAAACUCAAGAGAGACCUGGAGGAGAUGAAAGCAGACGUUGAAUCCCUGAAGAAAAUCCCAUCCCAGGCCUUGGAAAAGCUAGUGAACAUGGAAGACCUCGAUGAACCCCAACGCAGCUGUGGGACAGUCUCCCCCAGCAUCUCCCCAUCGUCACAUCGACUCGCGGUCUUUCCACAGUCACCCCAGUCAUCCUCCAGGGACCAAACCACAGACGAGUUUUCAGAAGAGGACGAAGAAAUCGAAGUCGACGAUUAAUUAAAAAAAAAAAAAAAAAACUUUCUGCACAAACUUUUGGGAACAAGAGUCACUAAGAUAGUGAACCUCGUUAUUUAUUAAAGGAUAAACACUCAAUAAACAUGAUUUUGGCACAUUUUAGGCACCGCGUAACACGAAACAAACAAUUAACAAGUAAGUUGUUCCAAUCACAACAUGCUUUAACUGUAAACCAAAACAAACCAAGGAAUGGGAAGGGAAUUGACAUUUCUAUAAAGGGCAGCUUUUGAAAGUUAAAGCUAUAAGUGGCUAAACAAUGAGACUGAACACAGCUACUGCAAAUUGUGUAUGUAUGUUAUGUAUUUUCUUUCUUUGGUCUGUUCUCUUUGGGGAAACAGUGCAAUUUGGUUAUUUUUUCUUUUGUAUUUGGAAAAUUGUGAAGCCACAGACUUUAAUUGUAGCUGCUAUGCAUAUUACAAUGAUAGAUGUAGGUGAAAUAAUGUAUGUUUGUGGGGGGUGGGGGAUUCGGGUAUCUAGUUUGUCUUUGUAAAAUAAUUAUAAUGAUGUGCGUUUACAGAUACAAAUACAUGGUGUUUAUAAUUACAUUUUUCGUAAAUGUUAAUAAAAUGUUGUUUCCCUUUGGAAUGGCGUAUCAAGGCAAAUAUCACUCUUUAAACAGUACAUAAUGUAAACAAACACACUAUCGCCACAUUACGGUAAAUAUCGGUUGUGUAUAUAUUUUGAA
Polyodon spathula (Mississippi paddlefish) is the source of this 1909-nucleotide messenger RNA. RefSeq names its product transcription factor LBX2-like. The coding region runs from base 418 to 1206 and encodes 262 amino acids. The record is from RefSeq and is a predicted model, not a curated record. Gene Ontology annotation, molecular function: DNA binding; DNA-binding transcription factor activity, RNA polymerase II-specific. The transcript is spliced from 2 exons. Gene Ontology annotation, biological process: regulation of DNA-templated transcription. NCBI's taxonomy places the organism in Eukaryota, Metazoa, Chordata, Actinopteri, Acipenseriformes, Polyodontidae.